GAUACCCAUUUUACGUUCCCAGCGGACGAGAAACCAAAGAUGCAGAUCUUCGUGAAAACCCUCACCGGCAAAACCAUCACUCUCGAGGUCGAGAGCAGCGACACCAUCGACAAUGUCAAAGCUAAGAUCCAAGACAAAGAAGGAAUCCCUCCGGACCAGCAACGGUUGAUCUUCGCCGGGAAACAGCUCGAGGACGGUCGUACCUUGGCAGACUACAACAUUCAGAAAGAGUCGACGUUGCAUCUCGUGCUGAGGCUUAGAGGAGGUAUCAUCGAACCAUCUUUGAUGGCUUUGGCUCGCAAAUACAACCAAGACAAAAUGAUUUGCCGCAAGUGUUAUGCACGUCUGCAUCCGAGGGCUGUGAACUGCAGGAAGAAGAAAUGUGGCCACAGCAACCAGCUGAGGCCGAAGAAGAAGAUCAAGUGAGCUAUUUAUUAUGAAGCUGAUGAUUGUCUUUUCUCCUUUAUCCCUUCAAGUGAAUUACCCUUUGAUAUGAACCUCGAUUUUGAGUUUUAUAACUUUUAAGUGAUCAGAACAUGGUUGUUUGCCAUAUCAAUUCCAAUGAUAUUUUGCUACUUGAUGUUU
Messenger RNA from Tarenaya hassleriana, 585 nucleotides. Its product is annotated as ubiquitin-60S ribosomal protein L40. The coding region runs from base 40 to 426 and encodes 128 amino acids. Gene Ontology annotation, cellular component: ribosome; cytoplasm; nucleus. NCBI's taxonomy places the organism in Eukaryota, Viridiplantae, Streptophyta, Magnoliopsida, Brassicales, Cleomaceae. The record is from RefSeq and is a predicted model, not a curated record. Gene Ontology annotation, biological process: modification-dependent protein catabolic process; translation; protein ubiquitination. The transcript has 5 exons. Gene Ontology annotation, molecular function: protein tag activity; ubiquitin protein ligase binding; structural constituent of ribosome.